GGAGGCUUUCGGCGCCGAGCUGAUGUCGUGUAUCUUCUGUUUAACUUUCUUGGCCAAUGUUGUGGCUACAAACGGAAAUGUAACGAGCCACGAUUUCAAUGCAACCGCAUCCGAUGAAUUUACUGUCACAUCUAACGUUACAGACAGUUACACAACAACCUUGGAGGCCACAGAACCGACGCUGACCUACACCAGCACCGUUCAACCCACCGCAGCCGCCCAGCCCCUGCCCGUGUCCGGCCGGCUGCUCCUCCCUGCCACUGACGCUGACAGGUUGUGUCCCUGUGACGAACACAGAGGUGCGUGUGACAUCAACUGCUGCUGUGACACAGAGUGUGAUGAGGAGCUUCCUCUGUUUACCGGCUGCUCAGUGUCCACCGUCAGUGGCAACAAACAGCUUUGCAGCUGUGAUUUAGCGUCGUACUCUCUGAGGAGCACCAUAGACGGCUACUCAAAGCUUCAGCCAUCCGUCAGGAAGGAGACAAAUUAUGACAUUUUUUGCAUUCAGUCACAAAAUCGUAUUGAUGGAUGGUCUCAUCCCUCACCUUCUCUUCCAACCGACAGUAACUUUGAUACGCUGUUUAAACAAUUUACCAGCUUCCUCUUCGACUUGGAGGAAAACACUGCAGAGCUCCAAGUCCCAUCUGGAUACCAGUAUGGGGAUGUGAUGGUGACGGCAGGGGAAGAUGGAGACAGAGGGAUGUUCUGGUUGCCCGCUCCUGGUGUCACUGCUGAUUGUGUGGACACAAGUCCUGCAGCCUUCUUAAAAGAUGACAGCAGAGGGUGUUCCCGGCGUGUAAACCUCGAUCAGGACUGCAGCUCUCUGCCAGCCCUCAAUAUGGGCACCUACACUGAAGUCCAGCUCUUAACUGGGACGAAUAACGAUGCAGCAGUUGUUCCUGUGGAGAUCGCUUCAGUCAUCCAGCAGUCUGUAGAGGGGACUCAGACUAAGUGGAACAUGAGUGGAGGAGAAAACCUCAGUCCUGUUCUCCUGAACCCAGAACUCUGUGCUAAUGUAGUGCUGAAGGUUAUAUACGUCAUGAAGUACACCCCAGCCGGUGAGAUAGUGAAUGUGAGCGUAUCUCUGGUACUUGGAUUUGUUCGUGAAACAUCCCUGUCCCUGAAACAGGAGUUUCAAAUCACCUUUCUCCAGCAGGAUGUUGAGGAGGUGGCUGUGGAUUAUAGUGGAAAUCCAGGUUAUGUGGUUGGACUGCCUCUUGUGUCUGGAACAAGAACACAUGAUGGGAUUGUCAGAAGCAUCGACUCUAGACAAACACUGUCUCUUCUGGAUGCAGCUGAGGAUCAAGACUGUCUGCAUGGUCUACAUCAGCGCUCCCCUGUCCUUUUUGGUCUGGAUUCUGUGUCUGGCUGCACAUUAAGACUGGAGGAUACUGCCAACUGCUCCCUGGUCUCCCAAGUUCUCCUGGAUGUUCUGAGAGGACCAAACUAUCCCCAGUAUGUGGCUUCUUUUGGAAACUCCCCAUUAAACAAUCCACUGGACUGGGUGCAAAUCAGCAGCUUCCGUCCUGGGGAGGCCCAGAGUUGCAGCAUCCCGUUGUCACUUCAUUUAGAAGUUGAAUGGACCAAAUAUGGAUCCUUGGUGAAUGCCCAGCCUCAGAUUGUGAGCAUCAAAGAAGUUGUCCAAACCAACACCACCAGCUUGGCCCUGUUGUCUGGCAGCAGCAGCAUCCUGACAAUCAGCAUGUCAGUGGCCUUCACACCAGUGUCGGCUGCUGCUCUUCCUGGUUACAAUGCUAUGCCCACCAUCGAUGCCAAACUACCCUAUGACUUCUUCUCCCCUUUUGUCUGAUCCAAGAGUUAUCUAAGAGUUCAUACAGGUUCCACAUACACUGGUACAGGACAUUUUUGAAGUUCUGUUUGUACAAUCAAUUUAAUACUGUUAAUAGUGUACAUAUAAACUUUGUAAGAUUAUUUAACAUUGUUGAAUAAAUGAAAACAUUUUCCACACUUAUUUAAAUCUUUUUUUUUUACAAAACAGAACAGUUCUUCUCAAUGUCACUCAGUAGAUGUAGAUUUUGGUUUAUGUGCAUGUUAUCAGUAUAAAGAAAGUUUUAAUUAUUUGUGGCCUCAUAACUUUACAGUCUCAUCCAGUAGCAUCAGAAUAUUUGGCAUUCAUUAGAUACAUGCAGUACUUUCACUGGUUUCGAUCACUCCAGGUUUCCAUGGACACACUGACUGAUAUUAUAAAUGACAUGAUAACACUAAAUGCCUUCACCCAACUGUACAGUUGAUGUAAAGAUUCUGUGAACAGGUAAUAGGAAUACUGAAAUAAGGUCUACUUUAAAAGUUUAUGAAGGAGUAUACAGUUUGUAAAUUAAAAACAAUGGUGCAGAAAGGAACAUAAUAUAAAUGACAUUGAACAGUAGGUCCCCUGAAGUUACUUUGAUGAGUUAGAAGUCUAUGCCGUGCUUCUUCAGGAUGGCUUCAAGUUUCUGUUUCUCUUGUUC
Molecule: messenger RNA, 2468 nt
Organism: Platichthys flesus (European flounder)
Lineage: Eukaryota; Metazoa; Chordata; Actinopteri; Pleuronectiformes; Pleuronectidae
Gene: tctn1
Product: tectonic family member 1
Exons: 14
Coding region: 23-1810 (595 amino acids)
Biological process (GO): protein localization to ciliary transition zone; cilium assembly
Cellular component (GO): MKS complex
Source: RefSeq, a predicted model, not a curated record